This is a messenger RNA of Haliotis rufescens (red abalone), 1756 nucleotides long. Its product is annotated as carboxypeptidase B-like. Gene Ontology annotation, molecular function: metallocarboxypeptidase activity; zinc ion binding. NCBI's taxonomy places the organism in Eukaryota, Metazoa, Mollusca, Gastropoda, Lepetellida, Haliotidae. The record is from RefSeq and is a predicted model, not a curated record. Bases 23 to 1375 code for a protein of 450 amino acids. Gene Ontology annotation, biological process: proteolysis. The transcript is spliced from 11 exons.
UGGUUGUCGAUACAGUGUAUAUAUGAUCGACCGCCGGACACGGCCACAUUGCUGGGGGAUCUCACAUCGCAUCGACAUGAAGGUGUUGGCUCUUCUGAUUGUGCUGGGCGUGUACGCUGUAGCUGCGAAACAAUCGUUUCAUGGACACCGCUUAGUCUCGGUCAUAGCCAAGAACAAGGAACAGCUGAAUGUUCUGAACGGGAUCCUGAGGACGGGAGAACCAUGGGUCGAUGUGUGGAGCUUUUCUGGCAUCAACCGAACCUCCGAGAUCCGAGUCCCCCCUUCCAGCUAUGGGUUGUUCAGCCGAUUGAUGCGGACAGCUAAGAUACCUAUUACUAUCAUGGAGAACGACAUUGAGAUGCUCCUGGAGCGCGCGCGGCAGCCGAGCCUUGGCCCCCAUGAGCAGGCGUCCCCCUACAUCAGCUGGUCCGGGGGUUACACCACCCACACAGCCUAUAAGAGAUACCAGUCGUUUGUGGACAUCAUGGAUGGGUUGAAGAGCAGUUUCCCUAACCUCGUCCAGGAAGUGGGCAACCUGAGUCCCCAGACCUACGAGGGGCGGAACAUCGCCUACAUCAAGUUCGGAACCGGAGGAUCGAAGCCGGCUAUUUUCAUUGAGUCACUGAUUCACGCCAGGGAGUGGAUUUCAGGGGGGUCCAUCAUGUACUUCAUGGAUCGGCUGGUGAGCAGGUACUCCCUGGAUGCUGACGCCAGAUACAUGCUGGACAACUACGACAUCUACGUCGUCCCCGUCUCCAACCCCGACGGCUACGAGUACACCCACACUAAUAACCGAUUGUGGAGAAAGAACCGGUCCCAACAGCAAGGGAACUGCCGAGGGGUGGACCUCAACAGGAACUUCGAAGCAUACUGGAACACCGUUGGCGUCAGCAACCAGUGCAGUAGCGACAUCUACUGCGGGAACUCGGUGUUUUCCGAGGCGGAGGCCCAGGCUAUCAGAAACAAGGUGGCGGAGAUCAACUCCGGAGGUCAAACGCUCCUCGCAUACCUCGCCGUCCACUCGUACUCACAGCUGCUACUUACGCCCUACUCGUACGCCAACGUGCGCCCAGAAAACGCCGUCGAAGUGGAUAACGUUGCGAGGCUGAUGAACGACGCCCUCAAGGCGCCCUUCGGGAGCAACUACCAGUGGGGUCACGGGCCUGACGUGCUGUACCCUGUGUCCGGCGCCAGCGACGACUGGGCCAUGCUGGGGGGUGGGGCGAGGUAUGUCUACACCUACGAACUGAGGCCCCGGUCCAGCAACCCCGGCUUCAGCCUCGGCCCCGAACACAUCAUCCCCAACGGCUACGAGUUCUGGCUCUCCAUGGUCGCAAUGGCUUGCAACAUGAACGCAGGUGCGCCAAGCUGCUAAACUGCACAGAUGCUGAAUUGUUACCGUCAUUGUUACCCGCAACUGGAAGUUUUAACCAAAUAGUGUAUGUAAGUGAAUCCCUUUUUUUUCUUCUUUUUUUUCUUAGAAAAAAAGAAGAAAUAAAGAAGAAAUUUAAAAAAAAAUUGAAUCCCUUAAUGACGUCACGUCAAUAUGACGUCAUAAUGUAAAUGACAUCAUAUGCUUAUCGAAGUUCAGCUUCAUGAUUACAGAGGGAGAGGAAUAUCCGACGGUUUUGUAGAACGUUUGUGAUACGAAUCCUGAAGAACUGUUUCUGUGAGUGUAAAUUUGAGCAACAUUUCUGAUUCAGUGAGGUGUAACGGAUGUCUUCCUUGCUGAAAUAAAAGUGUUCUUAAUCGCUUA